GCGCCUGCUAACGACCUACCUGAUUCACCAUUGCUAUGGAGUUCGGCAGUGUACCUUCGUGAGGGGUACAUGAUGAGCGCUAAGCAUGACCUACGGAAUAGUGUUUGGGGUCUUUUACUUAGUUUGCAUCUUCAGAUAUCUUGUCUUGCUACCUACCUGGUAGCAUACCUAGGUACCUAGUACAUGCUCGCUGCUACCCAACCCACAUCGACACAGCCUCAAUGUCCCUAAGGGUUCCCACCCAUUCCCAAAUCAACGAUGACCUCGACCUGACCAUCCGCUUCUCCGCGUCGCUCCCUGACCUGCUACUCACGAUCCCUGGAUCUCGCAAUGCCAACACAGCCACGUUGAAGCAAUUGAUUCGCACGCAGCUUCCCAAACAAUAUGCCAAACACCGCAUUCGGCUCAUCUACGCCGGCAAAGCGCUCGUCGACAAUGUCCCGCUCACUGUGUCGCUGAAACGCAACGUCUCCCGCCCUCCAAGUAGAAUUGGCACGCCUGGGCCAUACGACACCGAAGCGCAUGUUGGGGCGGGCAAGAAUGGAAAAGACACUGUCAAGGGAAAAGCACCUGUUCGCGACCAGACGCAGCGCAUCUACAUCCACUGCUCAAUAGGCGAUAUCGUCCUGACGCCGACAGAACUCGCGGAAGAAGCGGCGACAGCUGCAGCCCAGAGUGACACGGUAAAAGAUGGCGACGACAAUGAUGAGCAUGGUGAUAAACCGCAGUCGCAGACUACUACUACAACGCCCGCGCCACGAGGAUUUGACCGAUUGUUGAACGCGGGCUUCACGUCCGCAGAAGUCCAAUCCCUACGCCUCCAAUUCCUGUCUAUCCAAGCACACACGCACACGCCAGAUACUAUGCCCAGCCCUAAUUCGUUACGAAACAUGGAGGACCAAUGGCUUGACAACUCCAACAGUGGCUCGGAUCCAGAUGGCCUUGCUGGAGCUGCCGGUGCUGGCGCGGGAUUCGGUGGGAGCGAUGACGAACAAUCAGGUGCGCUGGACGACAUGAUUUUCGGGACGGCCAUGGGCUUCUUCUGGCCCAUUGGCUGUUUGCUGUGGGGUGUACGGGAGGAAGGAAUCUGGAGUCAAAGGCGCAAGGUGGCUGUUGUGGUUGGGUUCAUGUUGAAUGUUGGGUUGGGGCUUAUUAGGUACACAGGGUGAAUUCCGAGGGGAUCAUCCUGGAGAGACGAGACGCCAUACGAUCAGGGACAAUGAAAAAUCACGAACAGUGCGCAGCUGGAUAUUUCCUCAAGGGAUAUCUUUGCAUUUUAAACUGAGACCGCUCGCUAUUUUGUUAACACAACCUGUCCCAACCAGCCCCUCGGGCCUGGAUACCCAACAACGCCGUAUGCUUAUUGAGUCCUAUCCUCAGGCUCUGCUGUACAAUACAUCAAAAGAUCAAUUGCUGCUGCAUCAACGCGUCA
This is a messenger RNA of Exophiala viscosa, 1432 nucleotides long. RefSeq names its product DUF2407 C-terminal domain-containing protein. Gene Ontology annotation, cellular component: Dsc E3 ubiquitin ligase complex; endoplasmic reticulum. Bases 222 to 1169 code for a protein of 315 amino acids. The transcript is spliced from 2 exons. The record is from RefSeq and is a predicted model, not a curated record. NCBI's taxonomy places the organism in Eukaryota, Fungi, Ascomycota, Eurotiomycetes, Chaetothyriales, Herpotrichiellaceae.